AUGGAAACGGACCGUGAUCAACGAUAUCGCUCUCGCGUCCUUCGCGAGAUGCAUGCAAACCGCGAGAACCCCUUCAACUCGCCGCCUUCCUCGACCGGUUCCCACGGCACCGUCAGCCCGACCAUGACCUCUGUCUUCUCCGACCCCGAAGGCGAAUCGACCCGCAGACUGAACGAGGAUAUUGCCCGCAUCACCGGCGGCGCUAGGAAGCUACCCGUCAACUGGGAAGCCGCCCAUCGCAAGUGGCCUGAGUACUUUUCCAAGCCCAAGAACUCUCUCGGCAACAAGGAGACCAAGCCCAACAAGGAGAGCCACAUCGUGCCCUCGUUCAAGUUCCUCCAAGAAGACUCGACGCGAGACAUCUGGGAAGGCUCUAAGCGCAAGCGCGCCGACAUGCAGCCCCGCGCCGACGACGAGUGCGACCUCUCCGUUCUUCUCUCGAAAUCCCCCGCGCCCGUCCUCUCCCGCAACAAUCGCCACCUCGGUCCCCUCUCGCGCGCCCACAACCGCGCGCCAUCAGAGCCUAUGCCGCUCCUGCAAAGACGACCAUCAAUUUCAGCAGCCCUCGAACAGUUACGCAAGGCCUCCGGAAGCCCCAAGCACAUGUCAGGAGCUAACGGCUCGUCACCCAAUGGGUCCUCUGCCAAAUCUAGCUUUACCGCAGUGCCUCCCUCCCCCAACUCCAUCGCCAGUCCCAACAAUGGCGCAAACGCGCGUUCAUUCUUCAUGCCCGAUGUGUCUCAUCUUGGCGACUUUGUGACCGGCACCCUUCGAUUCAGCGGAUCCAUGAAGAAUGGUGUUCCAAUUUUCGUCAAGCAGGGCCGGGUCCACGACAGGCAGGCAAGCCCUGCUGCUGCUGCUCACAUCCCUGUCGACUCGAUCAAGGUCCCACAAGAAGAGGAAAAAAUCUUCGUCUCGAUGGAUAUGAUCCGCGACGAAAUUGUUUCUCUUCAGGAGCACCAUGAAAAGGUUCAAGAAUAUGCCUUGGGCUUGCAACAGCAAGUUGAACGGCUAGAGGCCCAGUCAAGAGAGAAGGGCCACAACCUGGACAAAGGGCACCGUCACGACCAAGUCACGCAAGACAAUGCCCGGCUUCGAUCCGAGAUUGUCUCUUUGCAGGCGCGUCUAGACCAAGCUACGCGCAAGCUCAGCACCAGCGAAAUCGCCAACGAUUCCAUUUCACAUGAAAAGGAUCGUGUACUCACCAGGCUGCAAGAGGCGUGCGAUGACAUAAACAAGCUAACCCGGAAACUCACGGUCAAAGAAAAGGCACUGGAGACAUCUCAGAAGCAGCUGGACUCAUCUGAGCAAGUUCGUCAGGAUAACGAUACUCUGCGCCGCGAUCUUGUUGCCAUUACCCACAGCCGCGAUGCUCUUGAGCUGGAGAACUCGUCUUUACGCGACGAUAACCGCAAGCUCGAAAGUGAGCUACAGUCACUGCGGUCGCAGAUGGAUAGAACGCGUUCCGAAAAUGACCGCUUGCGUCAGCAGCAGCAGUCUUUGCUCGCGGAGAACAAGUCUCUCCGUGCCAGCAAAUCUCAAUUUGAGCAGAGUGAGGUUCUCAAUGAAGAUCUCGACGAGGUGCAGCACGAGCUUGAUGCUGCUCGCGAAGAGCUUGAAGCACUUCGCAAGCAAAAUGAGGAGCUCGCUUCUCUGCGAGAGGAUAACCAGAGCCUUGUGCGACACAAUGAAAAAUACUUCAACGAUAAUAAGAUGCUCAGGCGCGAGAACUCUGGGUUUGAGCGCAGUAUUCAUGACCUGCACGAAGAGAAUAUCAAGCUCAAGGAGGAAGUUACUUUCCUCAAGGAGCAGAUUGAUCACUACCGUCCAGCUCCCAAAGCAAACAUUGAGACCGAGGGCACUACCGCUGGUCUCUUCCUACCUGAGAUGACGGUUGAUACCAACAUAUCUGGUCCUGAAGCUCCCACUGAGACCAAGGAACUGCUUGAUAUGCCCCUGGAGAUGACUGGUCAGAGCCAGAACGUUACGGAUGGCGAAUAUACUGAAUCUGUACUGAACACCAACCAGAACGUGGAGGCGUCUCAGAAGAAGGGUCAAGCCACCAAUGAGCAGGCACAAAAGGUAGCCUUUUCCAUCCCGGCUAAGCCUGGGGUGUUGAAGACUGCUGCCAACCAAGGCAGCAAGCGUCGAUCUGCCUCGCGCCAGGCACCGAAGGCUCACUUCGAGAACUAUAGCGACUACGAAGAGACUACAGGGCCUCUGUCCUUGGAUCUGGGCGCUACUCAGGACCAGGCGAUUGAGCUGAGCGUUCCUGUGCAGGGAAUCUUCAAGCCUAUUGGCAACCGCGACCAGACCCCUCAUCCUCGCAAAACCAAAAAUGUUCAGCGCACCAUGGAGACAGACAUCACGACCGAAACGACCAAGAGCAUCCAUCAAAGCAUCGGCCAUGCCCUGUCUCGUGACGCGAGGCGUGUGCUUGACGGCCUUUGUGAGCACAGCUGCAGCAAUUGCAUUGUUUGCACCCGAAUCACCUCGCACCGCAGCUCAUCUACGGAGCUCGCCACCGGCAAGAAGCGCGUCACUGUACCUCGCCCCGUCCCCGUAACGGACCGCAACCUCUCCGUCGAAGACCCGACAAUGCGUCCGGCGCAGUUCCCUGGCCAUGCCCUCGCCCUCGUCAUAAAGGGCCUGGAAGACGAGUCUCGUCAUCUACAGUUUGAGCUCUCGAGGCUGCAAACCAAGUACCACAAUCAUGACAAGGCUAUUGGUAAACGGGACCGCGUGGCACUUGCCGAGGACAUUCGGGCCCUGCUCAAGAGCCUCGAGGUGAAGAAUGACCAGAUUUACAGUCUGUAUGACGUCCUUGAGGGCCAAAAGGCGGCUGGCCAGGCCAUGUCAGAGGAGGAACUCGAGAUGACCGUUCUCAACAUCACCGGCAUGUCUAUCCGCGACGCCACUGACCAACUCACCUGGGAAGGCAUUCAUUAA
This is a messenger RNA of Cordyceps fumosorosea ARSEF 2679, 2949 nucleotides long. RefSeq lists its product as hypothetical. Gene Ontology annotation, molecular function: microtubule binding. Bases 1 to 2949 code for a protein of 982 amino acids. Lineage: Eukaryota; Fungi; Ascomycota; Sordariomycetes; Hypocreales; Cordycipitaceae. The transcript is spliced from 2 exons. The record is from RefSeq and is a predicted model, not a curated record.